This is a messenger RNA of Emys orbicularis (European pond turtle), 1401 nucleotides long. It is a transcript of the gene ANGPTL4, whose product is annotated as angiopoietin like 4. Gene Ontology annotation, biological process: triglyceride homeostasis. The transcript has 7 exons. Bases 1 to 1401 code for a protein of 466 amino acids. Gene Ontology annotation, molecular function: enzyme inhibitor activity. Lineage: Eukaryota; Metazoa; Chordata; Testudines; Emydidae. The record is from RefSeq and is a predicted model, not a curated record.
AUGCGGCUGGCGGCGGCAGCCCUGUUGCUAUGCGCGGCGGCGUGGCUGGGCCCCCGGGCGGGCGGCUUCCCGGCCGGCAGCAAGGAGCGGAAGGUGCAGUUCGCUUCUUGGGACGAGGUGAACGUGAUCGCGCACGGGCUGCUGCAGCUGGGCCACGGGCUCAAGGAGCAUGUGGACAAGACCAAGGGGCAGCUGCGGGAGCUGGGCGGGCGGCUGAGUGCCCACAACGGCUCGCUGGGGCUGCUGCUGCGCCAGGCCCGCGAGGCGCAGGAGCAGGGCGGGCAGCUGCGGGCCGCCGUGCGGGAGCUGCAGGGCAAGGACCAGCAGCUCUUCAGCCUCUCCGAGGCGCUGCGCGAGAAGCUGCAGCAGAUGGCCGGGGACAAGGCGGAGAUCCAGGGCCGGCUGGAGCAGCUCGAGGACAAGAUCCGGCAGGUGCUGCAGGGGCGGCCCUCGGAGAACCAGAGCGCCAAGGAGCUGGGCACGCUGCAGUCCCUAAUGGAGUCUCAGAACACGAGAAUCGAGGAGCUUUUGCAGAAGAUCAAACAGCAGCAGUACAAACUGGACAAGCAGAACCUGCAGAUUAAAAGCCUGCAGAGCAAAGUCAAUCUCUUGAUCCCUCUGCAUCUUAAGGACAACAAAACUCAGAGUCUAAAGUGGAAGAUAAACCUGAAGAAAAGCAUCAAACACACCAACCAAAGCCAAAACGCCAGUGUGGAACCUGCACAGCCACAGAAGCUCCCGCUGGACUGCCAGCAGCUCUUCCUGGCAGGGGAAAGAAGCAGUGGUGUGUUUCAGAUCCAGCCCUUGGGAUCUCAGCCUUUCAAAGUCUACUGUGACAUGACUGCUGAAGGUGGCUGGACGGUGAUCCAGAGGCGUCUGGAUGGCUCCGUGGACUUCGACCAGCUUUGGGAAGCCUACAGGAAUGGCUUUGGAGACCUUAGUGGUGAUUUCUGGUUGGGCCUGGAGAAAAUAUACCACAUUGUCCAGGAGGGAAGGUACAAUCUCUCGAUUGAGCUGCAAGACUGGGAAGGAAACUCUCAGCUUAUUCAGUUCCUCUUUAGCCUGGGUGGAGAGAACACAGCCUACACACUCAGUCUCCUUGGACCAGUAUUAGGAGAGCUGGAAAAUGCCCUUGGGGACUUCAGACAGCUGCCCUUCUCCACUCGAGAUCAGGACAACGAUUUCAAAGCUGACACUAACUGUGCCAAGCACCUGUCAGGAGGCUGGUGGUUCAGCACUUGUGGCCAUGCCAACCUCAAUGGAAAGUACUUCCGCUCCAUCCCCCGCCAGAGGCAUGAGCGGAAACAGGGCAUCUUCUGGAAGACAUGGAAGGGGAGGUAUUACCCACUGAAAUCUACCACCCUGAAAAUCCAACCCGCAGAGCUGGAAACAGAAUCCUAA